CAACCAUCUGAACGGGUUCCACUUUCACCGUCGCAACGCAUCAGUUCACUGGUGGUUCCAGCUGUUGACGAUCGACGAUGAGCUCCGCCACCCGAUUGGUCCUGGACGACGACCAGAAGUUCGCCCUGAUGAGAUUGCGGCGCAACAUGCAUGACGUGCUCCAGCCCCACCACUGCGACGUCUACUUGAUGCGCUGGCUCAAAGCGCGCAACUGGAGCGUGGAGGGGGCCGAGAAGAUGCUGCGCCAGUCGCUGAAGUGGCGCGCGCAGUGGGAGGUGGACGCCGCCCUCUCCAGCUGGUCGCCCCCUGAAGUCGUCCAGCGCUUCUACCCCUAUGGGAUCAGCGGGGUGGACAAGGACGGCGCCCCAGUUUGCAUAGUGACGUUCGCCGGCUUGGAUCUGCUGGGGCUGCUGCACUCGGCCUCCAGGCAGGACCUGAUCCGGACCACCAUCCAAAUCCUGGAACGCGUCGUGGCAAUUGCCGCCCAAUCUGGCAUCCAUGGACUGUGCGUCAUCUGCGACAUGGACGACUUCAGUCUGCGCCAGUACACGUGGAGGCCGGCCGCCCAAUACGUCAUUGCGCUGUUGCAGAUGUACGAGGCCAACUAUCCGGAAAUCCUCAAGGCCUGCUUCAUUAUCAAUGCGCCGCGCGUCUUCGCCAUCGCCUUCAACGUGGUCAAGACCGUGCUGAACGAGAACACGCUGGCCAAAAUCCAGAUUUUCAAGCGCGAGCCGAGCAAGUGGCAACAUGCCAUCCUGGCCAACAUUGCGCCUGAUCAGCUGCCCCGCCACUAUGGCGGCCUUCUGGAGGACGCGGACGGCAACCCGCGAUUCACCACCAAAAUCAACGUGGGCGGCAAAGUGCCCAAGGCCUACUACACCAAAAAACUGCCGGUGCCUGAGGAGGGCGACCGGGAGCGCGCAAGCGCCGUCAUCAAAAAGGGCGGCCAACUGGUUCUGGACUUUCCCGUCACUGAAGAGCACUGCUUUUUGAGAUGGGACUUCCGCACUGAGGGGCACGAUAUCCGCUUCGGGAUCACACUAAAGGACGCACAAGGGGAAACUAGCGCGGCCGUUCGAUUCGGCAGGGUGGCGUCCCAUCAGCUCGACGAAAGCGGAGUGCUGGCGUGCCAGGCACCGGCCACAUACACCGUUACAUUCGACAACAGCUACAGCCUGUUGCGCAGCAAGCGGCUGCACUACAGCGUCUAUCUGACCGAGCCGCUUAACAAGAUUGAGAUCUUACCUAGGGAGCAGGCUGGGGAGGCUGGGGACCCGCGGGAGACCGCUUAGGGACUGGACUGAGACGUCUGGCUGUUAGUUUAACUGAUUAUAUUGCUGUAAUUCUC
Molecule: messenger RNA, 1348 nt
Organism: Dendroctonus ponderosae (mountain pine beetle)
Lineage: Eukaryota; Metazoa; Arthropoda; Insecta; Coleoptera; Curculionidae
Product: SEC14-like protein 2
Exons: 9
Coding region: 78-1292 (404 amino acids)
Cellular component (GO): cytoplasm
Source: RefSeq, a predicted model, not a curated record